AUGUCUUUAAUACAUCUUCUUUCACUCGUUCUGCUAUAUCCUACAUAUGCAACUGCUUCUGGAGGCUUCGUCGCAUACGGUGAUUUCAACUGUCAGGAACAAAAGCUUGAUGUUUGGAGCGACGGGGUGACGGUCCCAGACAGCACACUUCGCACAGACUAUUCCAUCAAAGACUGGAACAGCCAUGCCGGAGGCCAUUACUAUGAGAAUCUGACAUUCUCCGAGGCGGUAAAAACGAACCACACUUUAGACGAAGCACCGAUUCAAGUCGUAUGGUGGAAGCUAGAGGAAGUAGACCGAACUUGUCAAUACGUUAUAAUGAAGGAUUCGCCACGAGGAUGGCAGGUUCUCAACAAGCUGCCCGGGGAUGAGAUCGUGAGAGCAUCCAGAGAAGGCUGUUAUUAUUCAGCUUUAAGGCCCGGAGAUAACUUGAUCACUAGUUUUUGCUGUGGCCAAGAUGAUUGUGCUAUCGUGGAGAUCGAGAAACAACAUGUCACCAAUCCCAAGGAUACUACGACUGGUGAAGCCCCGAAGUGCUCGAUCGUUAAUUCGUAUUCUUCUACGCCUACCGUUGAAGAUGGCCCACAGAUAGGCAUUACUAGGUCACAGGGCUGCGAAGCUCCGCCUGCCUGCUCACAUUCAGUAAGCGAGAGUCAAUCAUUCAGCACGGCAGUGUCGCAUUUCCAGUCAUAUACUUGGACAAGCGAAACAGGAUUCGAGGCGACCUUCGAAUCCGGAGUAGACUUUCUUGUAGAUGACAGGUCACAUGCAGGGAUAAGUUACAGCAUUGGACAGAGCUUCAUGGACGAGACGGGGACUACUUUAACUGUAGGCAAUAUCACAUCGUCAUCGGAAGGUUCGAGACAGGUGCCAGGGACCUACGCAUUCUACUCCUUCACGCCGCAGUAUAACUGCUGGAAAGCUGAUGUGAGCUGUGGCAAAGAUAAGGACGGCAACGAAAUGAUACUGAAGGAUGUCAAUUUCUGCCAGCCUAUAAUAUCAACUUCUGGCGAUGCUGCGGGAACAUUCAGAAUGGUGUAUGUGUCGGAUGGCUGA
Annulohypoxylon truncatum is the source of this 1056-nucleotide messenger RNA. RefSeq lists its product as uncharacterized. The record is from RefSeq and is a predicted model, not a curated record. NCBI's taxonomy places the organism in Eukaryota, Fungi, Ascomycota, Sordariomycetes, Xylariales, Hypoxylaceae. The coding region runs from base 1 to 1056 and encodes 351 amino acids. The transcript is spliced from 3 exons.